This is a messenger RNA of Alosa sapidissima (American shad), 6404 nucleotides long. Its product is annotated as NACHT, LRR and PYD domains-containing protein 12-like. NCBI's taxonomy places the organism in Eukaryota, Metazoa, Chordata, Actinopteri, Clupeiformes, Clupeidae. The record is from RefSeq and is a predicted model, not a curated record. Gene Ontology annotation, molecular function: protein binding. The coding region runs from base 211 to 5883 and encodes 1890 amino acids. The transcript is spliced from 24 exons.
UAGCGUUCCGCACGUGACGAACGCGGAACAAAUGAAAACGAAAGUAAAUGUUAGCAAGGAAGGAACCAUUUAGCAAGGAACAGAGAGCGGUUGUGUUUACAAAUGUUUUAAACGUUUUAUAAGCAGUGCUUCUCCUGCUUCUAUCAACACGUCUGUUAUUGGUGGAGGAGAAAUGGACCCACAGAUCUGAUUGGUCACAGACACCAAAAAAUGGAUUUCCCUCAAGAGGGUGAGGAUGCUGUUGGUGGAAAUCAGACAGGCAGAGCAGCAUGUGCUGUGUCCAGCCAGAUGUCCCUGAAGAAAGCAGAGCCUCUUACUGAUGGACAUCAGGGGGUCAGCAAAGGACAAAUAACACAUUGUCCAAAACCACAGACACACAGACCAGUGUCUCCAGUGCCCAGCUGUGUGUCCAUGAAGAGUGACCGCUCUAUGGAUCAGCCUCCCAAACUCAGCAGUGGACCACCACAGUCUUAUCCAAAACCACAGACACACAGGCCAGUGUCUCCAGUGCCCAGCUGUGUGUCCAUGAAGAGUGACUGGUCCAUGGGAAACCCUCUCAAUUUCAGCAGUGGACCACCACAGUCUGAUCCAAAACCACAGUCACAAAGACCAGCAUCUCCAGUGCCCAGCUGUGUGUCCAUGAAGAGUGACUGGUCCAUGGGAAACCCUCUCAAUUUCAGCAGUGGGCCACCACAGUCUGAUCCAAAUGUUUUGAGGAAGGUCCUGACCCAGUAUCAGUUCAGAUGUGGAGUGUGUGAGCAGUUGCUGAAGGACCCAGUCAUCACCAGCUGUGGACACAGUUUCUGCAGGCAGUGCAUCAGCAGAUACUGGAGCCAGUCUGGUCCAUCAGGAGACUACAGCUGCCCCCAGUGCAGAAAGAGACCAAGAACACAACUCAUUACAAACCCUAGUAUAACUAUGGCACAACCUCACCUAUACCCAUCUACAGUCAUGGCACAGCCUUCGGCAUACCAACACAGUGAAAUGGCACUUCAUCUGAACACAUCUGCAAACAUGGCACAAAUUCCUCCAUACCCACACACAGACACGGGGCAUCGUCCUCAGUACUCAAACUCAGCCAUGGGGCAGCAUAAUCCACACAUCCAGCACCCUCUAUAUCCACACAUCCACACAGCACAGAUCUCUCCACUGUCUCCUUUAGAUGAGCACACCGUCAUGGGAGACAGCACCCAUCUGCAAAUUGAGCAUGCUCCAGUCAAAAGGGCCAAACUAACUGAUGUCCAUGUCCGGAAGAAAGUACUGAUGACCCAUAAAGCCAGCAUGAAGCGGAGAUUUGAGAGCAUAUGUGAAGGCAUCAUAAGGUCAGGGACUCAAACACUCCUGAACAAGAUCUACACAGAGCUCUACAUCACAGAGGGAGAGAGUGAAGAGGUGAAUAAUGAGCAUGAGGUUUGGCAGGUAGAGUCAGCAUCCAGGCCACAAACUACAGAGGACACAGCAAUCAACUGCAAUGAUAUAUUCAAGCCCUUACCUGGACAAGAGAGACACAUCAGAACAGUCAUGACCAAGGGAAUCGCUGGCAUUGGAAAAACCAUCUCAGUGCAGAAGUUCAUCCUUGACUGGGCAGAGGAGAGAGCUAACCAGGAUGUAGAUUUCAUGUUUGUGCUUCCGUUCCGUGAGCUGAAUUUGGUCAAACAUGAUCAGUACAGUCUUCAUAAGCUCCUGCUUGACUUCCACCCUGAGCUUAGGGAGCUACAGGAUGAUGAAUACAAAGACUGCCACAUUGUAUUCAUCUUUGAUGGUCUGGAUGAGAGUCGACUUGCGCUGAAUUUCCAAGGAAACAAGAAACUGUCUGAUGUGACACAAACAUCAUCAGUGGAUGUCCUGAUGACGAGCCUCAUUCAUGGAAUUCUGCUUCCCUCUGCUCUCAUCUGGAUAACCUCCCGACCAGCGGCAGCCAGUCAGAUCCCUUCUCAGUGCAUCAGUCAGGUGACAGAAGUACGAGGAUUUAAUGACCCACAGAAGGAAGAGUACUUCAGGAAGAGGAUCAGUGACCAGAAUCAAGCCAACAGAAUUAUCUCACACAUUAAGGCAACCAGAAGUCUCCACAUUAUGUGCCACAUGCCAGUCUUCUGUUGGAUUUCAGCCACUGUCCUUCAGCAAAUACUGGAACUGGAUGAUGGGAAGGAAGCCCCCAAAACUCUGACUGAGAUGUUCAUACACUUUCUGCUCAUCCAGAUCACCAGAAAGAACCAGAAGUAUCAGGAGGAAAGUGAGACAGAUAGACAGAAGCUCCUGGAAUCACACAAGGGUGUCAUAUUGAAACUGGCAGAGCUGGCUUUCAAGCAUCUGGAGAAUGGCAAUCUCAUGUUCUAUGAGGAAGACCUGAGAGAGUGUGGCAUUGAUGUCAGUGAAGCCUCAGUGUACUCUGGUGUGUGCACUGAGAUCUUCAGGGAGGAAUGUGUGUUUCACCACAAGAAGGUCUACUGCUUUGUGCAUCUGAGCAUCCAGGAGUUUCUUGCUGCACUGCAUGUGUUUGUCUCUUUUCUGAACAUCACGUCUUAUUUUGACUUGUUUGAGUUAUUGAUGAGAGCCAUGGAUAAAGCUUUGGACAGCAAAAAUGGACACCUGGAUCUUUUCCUCCGCUUUCUUGUAGGCAUCUCAGUGGAGAGCAACCAGGUCAUUUUAAACGGCUUGUUGACAAACAAACACAGCAGCUCAGAGACCAUCAAGAAAACAUGUCAAUAUAUCAAGGAACUCAAGAGGAAGAACCCAUCUCCUGAGAGAUACAUCAAUCUUAUCCACUGCUUGUUUGAAAUGAAUGAUCAUUCCCUACAUGAAGAAGUCAAAAAAUAUCUGACAUCUCCCGAUGGCUUCUCAGGUGAAUUGCCACCUGCCCACUGUUCAGCACUGGCCCACAUGCUUCUGAUGUCUGAGGAGGUGCUGGAUGAGUUGGACUUGAGCAAAUACAAAACAUCAGAGGAGGGACGAUACAGACUGGUAUCAGUUGUGAGAUACUGCCAGAAAGCUCUACUUGCGGACUGUAAGCUAACAGAGAAGUCCUGUGAGAUUGUGGCGUCAGUUCUGCAGUCUGCAAACUCCCCUUUAAGAGAGCUGGACCUGAGUCAGAAUGACCUGCAGAUAUCAGGAGAAAAACUGGUCUCUGCUCUCCAGAGUCCAAACUGCAAACUGGAGACACUGAGACUUGCUGGCUGUAAUCUAACAGAGAAGUCCUGUGAGAUUGUGGCCUCAGCUCUGCAGUCUGAAAACUGCCCCUUAAGAGAGCUGGACCUGAGUCAGAAUGACCUGCAGAUGAUAGGAGAAAAGCUGGACUCUGCUCUACAGAGUCCAAACUGCAAACUGGAAAAACUAAGACUUGUUGGCUGUAAACUGAGGGGAAGAUUUUUAGCCUUGGCUCACCAGGGGGCAAACUCACACCUAAGAGAGCUGGACAUGAGUGACAGUGAGCUUCAGGACUGUGGAGGAAAACUGCUCCAUCAGCCACUGAAUCAAGACUGUAAAUUGAGACUUACCGGCUGUAGACUCAAAUACAGCUCCUCUGAGGUUGUGGUCUCAGUUCUGCAGUCAUAUAUUUCUCAACUGAGUGAGUUGGACAUGAGUAGCCGUGAUCUGCAAACAUCAGAAGAGAAGCUGCUCUCUGGUCUUAGAAACCCAAACUGCCAGCUUGAAAAACUGAGUUUAUGUUCGUACAGACUUGUUGGCUGUAAACUGAGAGGAAGGUUUCUGGCCUUGACCCUUCAGUGGGCAAACUCCCACCUAAGAGAGCUGGACAUCAGUGACAGUGAGCUUCAGGACUGUGGAGAAGAACUGCUCCAUCAAUCACUGAAUCAAGACUGUAAAGUGAGACUCAUCAGCUGUAGACUCAAACACAGCUCCUCUGAGGUUGUGGUCUCAGUUCUGCAGUCAUAUAUUUCUCAACUGAGUGAGUUAGAUAUGAGUGGCUGUGAUCUGCAAACAUCAGAAGAGAAGCUGUUCUCUGGUCUUAGAAACCCAAACUGCCAACUGGAGAAACUGAGACUUGCUGGCUGUAAGCUAACAGAGAAUUCUUGUGAGAUUGUGGCUUCAGUUCUGCAGUCUGCAAACACCCACUUAAGAGAGCUGGACCUAAGUCAGAAUGACCUGCAGAAGUCAGGAGAAAAGCUUCUUUCUGCUCUACAGAGUCCAAACUGCAAACUGGAGACUCUGAGACUUGUUGGAUGUAAACUGAGGGGAAGAUUUCUGGCCUUGGCUCACCAAAGGGCAAACCCCCACUUAAGAGAGCUGGACAUGAGUGGCAGUGAGCUUGAGGACUGUGGAGGAGAACUACUCCAUCAACCAAUGAAUCAUCACUGUAAAGUCAGACUUAUCAGCUGUAGACUCAAAUACAGCUCCUCUGAGGUUGUGGUCUCAGUUCUGCAGUCAUAUAUUUCUCAACUGAGAGAGUUGGACAUGAGUGGUUGUGAUCUGCAAACUUCAGAAGAGAAGCUGCUCUCUGGUCUUAGAAACCCAAACUGCCACCUGGAGAAACUGAGACUUGUUGGCUGUAAACUGAGAGGAAUAUUUUUGGCCUUGACUCUUCAGUGGGCAAACUCACACCUAAGAGAGCUGGACAUGAGUGACAGUGAGCUUCUGGACUGUGGAGGAGAACUGCCCCAUCAAUCAGCAAAUCAAGACUCUGAAGUGAGACUUAUCAGCUGUAGACUCAAAUACAGCUCCUCUGAGGUUGUGGUCUCAGUUCUGCAGUCAUAUAUUUCUAAACUGAGUGAGUUGGACAUGAGUGGCUGUGAUCUGCAAACAUCAGAAGAGAAGCUGCUCUCUGGUCUUAGAAUCCCAAACUGCCACCUGGAGAAACUGAGACUUGUUGGCUGUAAACUGAAAGGAAGAUUUUUGGCCUUGGCUCUUCAGUGGGCAAACUCCCACUUAAGAGAGCUGGACAUCAGUGACAGUGAGCUUCAGGACUGUGGAGGAGAAAUGCUCCAUCAACCACAGAAUCAAGACUGUAAAGUGAGACUCAUCAGCUGUAGACUCAAACGCAGCUCCUGUGAGGUUGUGGUCUCAGUUCUGCAGUCAUACAUUUCUCAACUGAGUGAGUUGGACAUGAGUGGCUGUGAUCUGCAAACAUCAGAAGAGAAGCUGCUCUCUGGUCUUAGAAACUCAAAAAGCCAUCUGGAGAAACUGAGACUUGCUGGUUGUAAACUGACAGAGGAAUUCUUCGGGGUUGUAGCCUCUGCUGUGCAGCACAUGGUCUCCCUGACAGAACUGGACCUGAGUGAAAAUCACUUAAACAUCAAUGAAAUUCAGCUUCUGAGUGCACUGAAAAGUGGCAUCAGCUGUAAGCUGCAGACAUUGAGGCAUGCCCGUGGAGAACUGAGAAAAUAUGCCUGUGAGCUCACAUUGGACCCAAACACAGCAUACAGACAUUUCUCUUUCUCUGAGGGGAACAGAAAGGUGACACAUGUGAGUGAGGAGCAGCCGUAUCCUGACCACCCAGAGAGAUUUGACUCCUACUGGCCUCAGGUGCUGUGUAAAGAGGGUCUGUCUGGACGCUGCUACUGGGAGGCUGAGUGGAGUGGUGGUGAUGUGGUUUAUAUAGCAGUGGCAUAUAAAAGCAUCCAGAGGAAAGAGGUGAGUGGGGAAAGCAGCAGGUUUGGAUAUAAUGACAAGUCCUGGAGACUGGAGUGCUAUGGUAACAGUUACUAUGCCUGGCACAAUAAUAAGGAGACUGCCAUACCUGCCCCCUCCUCCUGCUCCAGCAGAGUAGGAGUGUACCUGGACUGGCCAGCAGGCACUCUGUCCUUUUACAGCGUCUCCUCCAACACACUCACCCACCUGCAUACACUCCACUCCACAUUCAAUGAGGCCCUCUAUCCUGGGUUUUAUGUUUGGGCUGGCUCCUCAGUGUCCCUGUGCCAGAUCACAUGAUCUCCAAAUCCUGCAACAGAGAAGAGCCACACAUUCCUGUGUGUGUGUGUGUGUGUGUGUGUGUGUGUGUGUUCUUUCUCCUUCCUGCUCUCUGUUGCAUGUUCCCAUUGUUCCCCCUGAGUUUGCCGCUCCCUAAAUCGGGAGCUUUGGGAGAGUAUGGGCAGGUCUCAAUAUUGUGAGCUUAAAUUCCCUUAUAUAACAAAUUGUUUCUCAGGUUCAUUUGCGGCACCUUCGCGGCACUUCAGCAGCUUAGGCUGUGUGGUCGCAGGCCCUUACUCGCAGUUUCCCAAACGUUAACAAAGUAGCUCUCACAAAAACUCUUUGGAAGUCUCAAUUAUUUGCUAUAAUUAAGGGGAGUAGGUGGCUAUAUGAGCGGCCCCUCUCCUGACGUGUAGUAGGCUGAUAAGUAGCCUAGUCCGUUUGCUAGUGGAUUUCAUUGAAAGUGAAAGUUUUGAUCAGCUGCGUUCUAAAGAAUGCUUGAUUCAAGUUCAGUGUUAGCCUGAUGUUGUCAUACUCAAAUU